GAGUCAGUAGAAGAAGACAGUAUUCCCGGAAGCUCCAUGCCCAUGAAAGGUCUAAUGGAAACGGCGAUGUUUAUACAUCUAAAGAUAAUAAAAAUAUGAACUCGCUGCUCUCAAAAUUAGAAAUAUGAUAGAGAGUUGACCUUAAUUAGUAAAUCGCCUUGAUUUGGAAAUGCCUUUGUUAGUUCAGAACAGAGGUGUUGGACGCAUAAGCUCGACAGCGGAACUGUUCGGCAGAUAUCCACAUUUACAGGAAAGCUCAAGAACAUUUCGGUCCAAGCCACUUGUUGAUGUUGACCCAAAGUGCCUCUUGUAUGUUCAGCAAAGAGAGUUUGCUGCAACUACACCAGCAGACGACAGUGUUUCAGUAAUCGGAUCUGAUGAUGCCACCACAUGCCAUUUAGUUGUGCUGCGACACACAGGAAGUGGAGCUGUUUGCCUUGCUCACUGUGAUGGUUCUAGUACCUGGUCUGAAGUCCCGCUCCUUGUGAAAGCUGUCUCUUCACUGAGUAAUGUUUGUAAGGAGGGCAGAUUGGAGCUCCACCUUGUUGGAGGAUUUAACGAUGAGACAAAGACAUCUCAUAAACUCAGCCUUAACAUCCUUGUAGCGUUCCAGAAACAGAAAGAAGACAUCCAUCUGGAGACAUGCUGCGUCACAGAACUGAAUGACAUUAUUGUUGAUGGCACACAUAGACCUGUCGUAUAUGGAAUAGGUGUCAAUGUUAAAACAGGGGACGUGUUCCCAUCAUCAUUUCCUCAUAAAGGACCUGCAGAGCAGUUACGUUCAGCAAGGACCUUCACUGGGGGACAGAUGGCUGACAUAUAUGACUCAAGUCGAGGACUAUUUAAAAUCGGCCCUUGCAAGUGGUCUCCAAAUCUGGAUAUUGCCUUCUGGUUGUCACAGGACGAUGACACAAUUUUAAAGUACCUGUCCACCUCUCCGCUGGCUGAGCCACCACACUUUGUCCAGCACAUGAAGUCCACCAUCCAGUUCCUCUUAGAGCACCCCAGCUCUGACAGCCUGUUCCCUGGUGGCCAGCCACAGUUUUACCACAGGACUGAGAGGGGGGACUGGGAGAGGGCUGGCUCAUCAUAAAGCUUCUCCUAUCCUUCACUCAACCUUAACACGGAACUUACCCAUUUUUGCCUCUCCAUCCAACCGAUACACUGUCCAAACCACUCAGUGUUUGCUUUCUUUGGUUCAUUGUGUCUUAACAUGGAGGAAACUGUCCAUUUGACUAUGUGCAUGUUGUAUGGCUCUCCUGACCUAUCUGCCUGGUUUAGUAGAGAGAGUUGAGGAAAUACAAGGGAUUCUGUUCUUGUUUGUAAAAGUGAUUUUUUUCUACUCGUGUGGGGUGGUAUAAGUUCUGUGUCUUACAUCAUCUGCUGUGUUCCAAUCAGUCAAGGUUAAGGUCCAACUAUGCUUGUUCUGUCUGACUAUUGAAAGAAAUAAUUAACACUGUUGUCUUAAGCUCAGUUUGAAGACCAUACUUAUGAUUUUGUACCUUUCCAGCUUCAACAGGCAUUUUAAAACCCACUAUUUACAUUGCAUGUAUCCAUUAUUUAGCUAAGUCAGCAAACUUGUAUUAUUCUAAUGUAAUGACAUUGCCUUUAUAGUUGCAGCAAGUUAAUGUUGAUGGUCACUGUGUACUCAAGGCAGUCAAAUCUUCUCUAUUACAUGCACAUUUUAAGUCCGAGAACCCGUACUUUUUGAAAGGGGCAUUCAGAAUGAACCGUGAAAUAUUCUUAUCUGCACAUUAUAAAGUGAAUGGGCUAAACUGUGUAAGAUCACAUGUAUCAUCUUUAAAUAUAGAGCGCUUACUUACUGUUCAGGAAACAAGUGGGGAACUCUGCAAUAAAAAUUGAGAAUAUGUUGUUAAUCUAAACCCUAUGAUUAAAACAGUGAGAAAAAUG
Molecule: messenger RNA, 1911 nt
Organism: Notolabrus celidotus (New Zealand spotty)
Lineage: Eukaryota; Metazoa; Chordata; Actinopteri; Labriformes; Labridae
Gene: ntan1
Product: N-terminal asparagine amidase
Exons: 10
Coding region: 170-1093 (307 amino acids)
Biological process (GO): ubiquitin-dependent protein catabolic process
Cellular component (GO): nucleus
Molecular function (GO): protein-N-terminal asparagine amidohydrolase activity
Source: RefSeq, a predicted model, not a curated record